Messenger RNA from Arabis nemorensis, 240 nucleotides. The record is from the annotation of a GenBank genome assembly. Lineage: Eukaryota; Viridiplantae; Streptophyta; Magnoliopsida; Brassicales; Brassicaceae.
AUGGCAAAGAAAAUCUUGAUGUCGGUAAGUAUGAGGUGCCAAAAAUGCCGUUCAGAAGCUCUCAAGAUCGGAGCUAAAAGCACUGGAGUGACAUUUGUGGGAUUAGAAGGAGAAGAGAAAGACAAAGUGGUGGUGAUCGGAGAAGGGGUGGAUGCCGCCGGUUUGGCUCUCCGGCUUCGCAAGAAAGUUGGUUUUACUGAUAUUAUUAGCGUCACUGAUGUUGACACUUCUAAGAAUUAA